This is a messenger RNA of Populus euphratica (Euphrates poplar), 1324 nucleotides long. Its product is annotated as RNA-binding (RRM/RBD/RNP motifs) family protein. Gene Ontology annotation, molecular function: RNA binding. The record is from RefSeq and is a predicted model, not a curated record. The coding region runs from base 172 to 1104 and encodes 310 amino acids. NCBI's taxonomy places the organism in Eukaryota, Viridiplantae, Streptophyta, Magnoliopsida, Malpighiales, Salicaceae. The transcript is spliced from 6 exons.
CGCAUGCAAAAGAAACUACCGAAAAACCCACCAUCUCUUUUCUCUCUCUGUUUUUCUUUGUUGUCUCGUUUCCCUGUCUAUUAAAUCAUUCGAUCUCUAUAUAUCCAAACCGUAUUAUAUUUGUAUCUAUAGUGUGAAUUUCCUUAAUUAACUGUGAAGUCUUUUUUCAUAAUGUCGUCGACGCCGGUUCCGGUACAGGAAGAUGCUGGUCAGAAAACCGAAGCACUACCCCAGUCAAAUAGUGCAACCAACUGGACAAUCAAUGUUUCAGAUGUAAGAACAGUUAAAGUCAGCAACAUUUCAUUAACUGCUACUGAUAGGGAUAUCGAAGAGUUUUUCUCCUUCUCUGGUGAUGUUCUAUACGUCGAAAUGCGAAGGGAAAGUGAAACAACUCAGCUUGCCUAUGUUACAUUCGAGGAGUCACAUGGAGCUGAUACGGCGAUGCUUCUUUCAGGAGCCAUCGUAGCUGAUCUUUCUGUUUUGAUUACGCCUGUUGAGGAUUAUCAACUGCCCCCUGAAGCUCUUUCAUCAAAAUUGGAGCAAAAGCCACCUGUUACUGAUUCUGCUGUUAAGAAGGCUGAAGAUGUGGUGAGCACCAUGCUUGCCAAGGGCUUUGUAUUGGGGAAGGAUGCAAUCAACAAGGCCAAAGCCUUUGAUGAACGUAUUCAUCUGACUUCAAAUGCCUCCGCAACAGUUGCUUCAAUUGACCAUAAGAUUGGUCUGAGUGAAAAGCUUAGUGUGGGCACAGCUGUGGUGAAUGAAAAGGUCCGGGAGAUGGAUGAGAAGUUCCAAGUGCUUGUAAAGACGAAAACUGUCCUUUCAGUAGCUGAGCAGAAGGCAAGCAGUGUAGGAUCUGCCAUCAUGGGUAACCCUUACGUAUCCACAGGAGCUUCAUGGGUUUCAGGUGCGUUUACUGCAGUGGCAAAGGCAGCUGAGGAUGUGAGCGUGAUGACCAGGGAGAAAGUUGAAAAGGCUGAAGAGGAAAAAAUGGAGAUUCCUGUAAGCGAGGGGAGCCCAGCACACAUCCAUCACAAUGGAUCUCCAGCGGGAGAGCCUCCAGUGAUUCCAAUUGAUUCAGCAGAUAGUAAGCUUGCAAAUAUUUGAGUGAUACGGCUUCUUCUAACUACACCUGAUUUUAUUUUCUGUAUGUAUUUCCCAUGGUUUCCCCUUUGUAUUUAAAUGUGAGCAGUGAAUUGCAGACUCUUUUCUCCGUUUCAAUGUGAUUCUGCACUUCCACAAAUUUUAUUGGCAUUUUGUUUAAAAAUAUUGCUCCCCAUCUGUAUUCUUCCGUUUAUGCUAUAAUAAAUGCAGCCAGUGCUCAAUC